AUGAGUUUCAACGUGGACCACCACCUCUUCGGCUCGACCUCGUACCGCAAGGCUCGGCCGGCCGCCGUGUCCUCCAGCGGCUUCCACUCGCAGCGCCGCCGCGUCAACUACAGCCAGCCACCCCCCGUGGACAGCUUGGACACGUUCAAUGGCGACAUGACACGGAGGAACGAGAAGGAGAUCCUGCAGACUCUGAACGACCGGUUCGCGGGCUACAUCGACAAGGUGCGCAACCUGGAGAUGCACAACCGCAACCUGGAGGCAGAAGCGGCAGCUCUGCGGCAGAGCCAGGCCGGGCGCGCCUCGGUUGGGGAGCACUACGAGCGCGAGCUGGGCGACCUGAAGGGGCUCCUGCAGCAGCUGACCGGGGAGAAGGUCCGCGUAACUCUGGAGCACGAGCACCUGGAGGAAGACGUCCAGCAGAUGCGGGUCAGGAUGGAUGAUGAGGCGCGAAACCGGGAAGAGUUGGAGGCUGCCGCGCGCACCAUGAAGAAGUAUGUGGAGGAGUGCCGGCUGGCGCGGAUGGAGCUGGACAAGAAGCUGCGCGCCCUGGAGGAGGAGGCUGCUUUCCUGAAGAAGAACCACGAGGAAGAAGUGGCGGAGCUCCUCGAGCAGAUCCACGGCGCACAGGUGAGCUUCGACAUGAGAGACACUCUCAAGACCGACGUCACCGGCGCACUGCGAGAGAUCCGCGCGCAGCUGGACGGCCACGCGUCCAAGAGCUCCACGCAGGCGGAGGAAUGGUUCAACGUGCGUAUGGAGCGUCUGUCUGAAGCGGCGAGGACCAACCAAGGUGCGAUUCGUGGAAGCCAGGAGGAGAUCAUAGAGUACCGCCGGCAGCUCCAGAGCCGCACGAUUGAGCUGGAGACCCUUCGGGGAACCAAGGAUUCCCUGGAGAGGCAGCGUCUGGAGAAUGAAGACCGACACCACGAUGACCUCAACUCCCUCCAGGAGACCAUCAACCAGAUGGACAACGAGCUGAAGACCACCCGGUGGGAGAUGGCCAGCCAGCUGAAAGAAUACCAGGCGCUGCUGAAUGUGAAGAUGGCUUUAGAUAUUGAGAUUGCUGCUUAUAGGAAGUUACUGGAGGGAGAGGAGAAUCGCUUUGUGUCAGGAGGAAGUCCGUACUCUUACCUGGAGAGCAGAAUGUCUUCCCACUUGAAAGGAGAGGAGAUCUCAGAUACAGUCAUAGUGGAGGAACAGACAGAUGAGACCCAGGUGACAGAGGAGGCCGAUGAAGAGGAGGAAGAGAAAGAAGAAGGCGAGGAAACCAAAGAAGAAGAGGAAGAAGUUCAGGAAGGAGAAGAUAAGGAGGAGGAAGGAGAGGGAGAAGAAGAGAAGGAGGAAGAAAAGGGAGAGGAGAAGGAUGAGGAGGGAGAGGAGAAGGGUGAGGAAGAAGAUGCAGGUGAGGAAGAUAAAUCCAAAUCUCCUCUGCCUAAAUCUCCUGCUGUCAAAUCACCCGUAUCCAAAUCACCACCAAAAUCCCCAGCAGCCAAAUCCCCAAAGCCCAAAUCACCGGCCAAGACCCCAGAGUCAAAGUCCCCAGAGUCAAAGUCCCCAGCAGGAGACGAGUCAAAGUCACUUGUGUCAAAGUCCCCAGAGUCAAAUAAAUCCCCUGAGUCUGAAUCUCCUCGUCCCAAGACCCCUGAACCAAAGUCACCGGAGAAAGAGAAGGCGGAGCCUGCCGCUGCUCAAGACACACCUAAAGAGGAGAAACCACAGGCUGUCAAAGAGGAGAAGAAGGAGAAGGAACAACCUGUGAAGGAAGAGAAGAAAGAGUCCAAGGAGAAAGAGCCAGAGAAGGCAGACAAAGCUGAAACAAAGAAAGAGAGCAAGGAAGAAGAAGUGCCAAAGAUGGAUGACGCUUCAAAACCAGCGGCUCCCAGCAAGCCCUCCGAGGACAAACCGGCCCCCAAGCCGGAGCCCAAAGAGAGCGCCCCCCCGGCCAAGGAGGAGAAACCCUCUGCUCCGAAAGCAGAGAAGGCCGAGCCGGAGCCGAAGCCGGCCGCUAAGGCCGAGCCCGGGAACACAGAGGACAAGAAGGAGGACCAGAAGCCAGAGGAGAAGGCUGCACCCAAAAGUGAACCCGAGAAAAGCGAGAGCAAGAAAGACGAGAAGAAGCCAGAGGCAACCAAGGAGGUAAAAGAGGAAGGGAAGGCAGAGAAAUCUUCUGGCACAGAGUCAAAGGAGAGCAAGGAGGAGAAGGCCAAGAAGUGAGGCUGCUGAGGCAUGAGGAGGUGGAGAUGCCAAAGAACUAUGGAGGAGGAGGAGGAGGAGGAGGAGCAGGAACAAGGGAUGGAUAGAGCCGGCUGCUGAGGCGGCGCUUUAAUGUCCAAAGCAAAGCAGGCGACGGUAUGUGAGCAAUAGUGAUUUCUGUGGCA
Molecule: messenger RNA, 2381 nt
Organism: Pseudoliparis swirei
Lineage: Eukaryota; Metazoa; Chordata; Actinopteri; Perciformes; Liparidae
Product: neurofilament medium polypeptide-like
Exons: 5
Coding region: 1-2217 (738 amino acids)
Biological process (GO): axon development
Cellular component (GO): neurofilament; axon
Molecular function (GO): structural constituent of postsynaptic intermediate filament cytoskeleton
Source: RefSeq, a predicted model, not a curated record